This is a messenger RNA of Rhodamnia argentea, 1864 nucleotides long. RefSeq names its product NADP-dependent glyceraldehyde-3-phosphate dehydrogenase-like. The transcript has 10 exons. Gene Ontology annotation, molecular function: lactaldehyde dehydrogenase (NAD+) activity. The record is from RefSeq and is a predicted model, not a curated record. NCBI's taxonomy places the organism in Eukaryota, Viridiplantae, Streptophyta, Magnoliopsida, Myrtales, Myrtaceae. Bases 159 to 1652 code for a protein of 497 amino acids.
CACUGCGUUUGACUCCCAUCACAGAGAAUCCCAAGUUCCUCUCUCCUCUCUCUUCCACCAUUGUAACUCCACGCACGAGCUUCUCUCUCUCUCUCUCUCUCUCUCUCAUCACAGUGAUCGCUGAUCAGUACCCGUUCGAGUUCGCGAGGAGCUAGCACAUGGCGGGCAGUGGGGUGUUUGCUGAAAUCAAAGACGGAGAUGGGGUGUUCCGCUACUACUCCGACGGCGAGUGGAAGGCUUCGGCUUCCGGAAAGUCCGUGCCCAUCAUCAACCCCACCACUCGAAACACUCACUUCAAGGUCCAAGCCUGUACACAAGAGGAGGUGAACAAGAUCGUAGAGUCAGCGAGGGCUGCGCAGAAAUUGUGGGCCAAGACUCCUCUGUGGAAGAGAGCUGAGCUCCUCCACAGAGCUGCGGCGGUCUUGAAGGAGCACAAGGCUCCGAUCGCCGAGUGCCUCGUCAAGGAGAUCGCUAAGCCCGCCAAGGACGCCGUCACCGAAGUUGUGAGAUCUGGGGACUUGAUUUCGUAUUGCGCGGAGGAAGGGGUGAGGAUUCUUGGGGAGGGGAAGUUUCUGGUGUCUGAUAGCUUCCCAGGGAAUGAGAGGACCAAGUAUUGUCUCACUUCUAAGAUUCCGCUGGGGGUUGUUCUGGCUAUCCCUCCUUUCAACUACCCAGUUAAUCUCGCUGUUUCUAAGAUUGCUCCUGCACUUAUUGCUGGAAACUCAAUAGUUCUGAAGCCACCGACCCAGGGUGCUGUUGCUGCACUUCACAUGGUGCAUUGCUUUCACUUGGCUGGCUUCCCAAGAGGUCUCAUCAGUUGUGUAACAGGAAAAGGUUCUGAGAUUGGCGACUUCCUCACAAUGCAUCCUGGUGUCAGUUGUAUCAGUUUCACAGGUGGGGACACUGGAAUAGCUAUCUCUAAGAAGGCAGGCAUGAUCCCGCUUCAGAUGGAACUGGGUGGAAAAGAUGCUUGUAUCAUUUUAGAAGAUGCUGAUUUAGACUUGGGUGCGGCUAAUGUUGUCAAGGGAGGUUUCUCUUAUAGUGGUCAAAGGUGCACCGCAGUGAAAGUUGUAUUGGUUAUGGAAUCUGUAGCUGAUGAACUUGUCGAGAAAGUGAAUGCUAAAGUGCGGAAAUUGACUGUGGGAGCUCCUGAGGAUGACUGUGAUAUAACUCCAGUUGUGACGGAGUCUUCAGCCAACUUCAUUGAAGGGUUGGUGAUGGAUGCCAAGCAGAAAGGAGCGACAUUUUGUCAAGAGUACAGGAGGGAGGGUAAUCUCAUUUGGCCUCUAUUAUUGGAUCACGUUCGACCCGAUAUGAGGAUAGCAUGGGAGGAGCCAUUCGGUCCAGUUUUGCCGGUCAUCCGAAUUAACUCCGUCGAGGAAGGAAUUCACCAUUGUAAUGCUAGCAACUUCGGUCUUCAGGGGUGUGUCUUCACAAGAGAUAUAAACAAGGCGAUACUGAUUAGCGAUGCAAUGGAGACGGGAACUGUUCAGAUAAAUUCUGCCCCAGCUCGAGGACCUGAUCACUUUCCUUUCCAGGGCUUGAAGGACAGUGGAAUUGGUUCACAAGGCAUUACCAACAGCAUCAAUAUGAUGACGAAGAUCAAGAGCACUGUUAUCAAUUUGCCCACACCUUCAUAUACGAUGGGCUAAUCGGUCGGCAGCCGCAACUCGUGGGUCGGAGCAGAUGAUGUUCAUCGCCUUGUACUUGAUUGUAAAUGCAUCGGCGGCUCCAAAACUAUAGCUAUCGUUGAGCCUGUAAUCAUACCAGUAAUCACGGUGAAUAAUAUAUAUUAGCAGUGACUACUUACAAUGCUGUCCAACAAAAUUAUGGGGAUAAUUAUAUAAAAGAAAUAGCUAUCAAU